ACAACAUAACAUAAGCAAACGAAAAUAAUAAUACAGUGCAGUGUAGCGGCAUCAGGCAUGUAAUUAAGCCAUUCUAGUUCUAGUAAUGAAUGCCAUCUCUCCACCCGCGCCCCCACCACGGCCGCAACCGCUCCGCCGCGGCGGUGCGCGGCGUCCACGCCGACCUCGUCAAGAGCGGCCUCCGCCACGCGCCUCCCUUCCCGGCCUCCCUCCUCGCCGCCUACGCCAAGUGCGCCCUCCCGCUCGCCCACGCCCACCAACUGUUCGACGAAACCCCCCACCGAGACCCCGCCCUCUACUCCGCCCUCCUCUCCGCGCUCUCCCGCUCCCCCUCCCCCUCCCCGGCCCUCGUCCUCCCCCUCUUCCGCCGCAUGCUCUACGUCGAUCUCGUCCCCCCCGACCACUUCAUCCUCGCCUCCGUCGUCAACGCCUGCGCCCGCUUGGGCUCCCUCCGCCUCGGCAAGCAGUCACACGCCCAAUUCGUUCUCUCCCCUUUCUCCGGCGAUGCCGUCGUCAAGUCCUCCCUUAUCGACAUGUACUCCAAGUGCGGUGCCCCCGACGACGCCCGCAAGGUGUUCGAUACAAUCACUGUGAAAAACCAUGUUAUUUGGACUGCUAUGGUUUCUGGGUACGCGUCGAAUGCCCGUAAUCUUGAAGCUCUGGAGCUGUUUGAACGAAUGCCGGAGAGGGACCUGUUUACGUGGACCGCCCUGAUCUCCGGGUUUAUUCAGAGCGGCGACUGCUUCGGUGGCGUGAAGCUGUUUGAGGAUAUGCGGGGGGACGGGGUGCGAAUCGACGAUGCUUUUAUUAUCUCGAGUGCAAUUGGUGGUGCUUCUCAUUUGGCUGCGCUAUCUGCAGGCAAGCAACUCCAUGGCCUCGGGGCGCGUCUUGGGUACGAGUCGAGCAUGAUCGUGGGCAAUGCUCUUGUCGACAUGUACGCAAAGUGUAGUGAUAUUUGCUCUGCCAGGGCCGUGUUUGAGGGGAUCGUGACGCGGGAUGUUAUUUCGUGGACGACAAUGGUGAUUGGGGAGGCUAGGCAUGGUCGAGCAAAGGAAGCAUUAUCUCUUUAUGAUAGGAUGGUUCUUGGCGGAGUGAAGCCAAAUGAGGCGACCUUCGUCGGAUUACUCUACGCUUGUAGCCAUGCGGGUCUAGUUCAAAAGGGCCGUGAGCUCUUCGAUUCGAUGAUAAAGGACUACGGCAUUAAACCUUCGCUGCAACACUACACUUGCUUGUUGGAUCUUCUCAGCCGAUCGGGGUACUUAUCUGAAGCGGAGGAUAUAAUCACUUCAAUGCCUUAUCAACCGGAUGAAGCUACUUGGGCGGCUUUGUUGAGCGCUUGUAAGAAGCACGGCAAUGCCCAUAUGAGCGUUCGAAUUGCCGAUCAUCUAUUGCGCUUGAAACCCAGAGAACCUUCGACGUAUAUACUUCUGUCCAAUACGUAUGCCGUGAACGGAAAGUGGGGUUGUGUCGCCCAGGUGAGGAGGUCGAUCGCCGAAAUGGAGAUUAGAAAAGAGCCAGGCUACAGCUGGAUUGAGCUGGGCAAAGAGUGCUUCUUGUUUCGAGCAGGGGAAGCGCCGCAUGACAUGAGAGACGAGAUUCUACGCCUUCUCGACGAAUUGAUGAUGGAGAUGAAGAAGAGAGGUUAUGCUCCUGAUACUAGUUUUGUUAUGCAUGAUUUGGAAGAGCAUGAGAAAGAGCAGCAGUUGUUUAUGCACAGCGAGAGAUUGGCCGUCGCAUCCGGAUUACUUAAAUCCGUUCCAGGAACGGUGAUUCGCGUGGUGAAGAACCUUCGGGUUUGCGGGGACUGUCAUACGGUAUUGAAGCUGAUUAGCGAUAUUACUCAUAGACAGAUUGUCGUGAGAGAUGCGAAUCGGUUUCACCAUUUCGAGGGCGGCAUUUGCUCCUGUCACGAUUUUUGGUAAAGCAUUCCGGGAACCAAAUUGGCCUACUAAGCAAGUAUUCCGCAAUUCGCACAAACUAACUUCCACUGCGAUGUAUGGCCUAAUUCCUAACAUAUUAUGUGUUUAGUAGAUACUACUUUGCUGUGUCUUUCUCAAAAUGUUGAUGAGUCAAAGUUUCAGAAUCAAAAACUUAGGUGCCAAACAAAAACUGAUGUCGAUUUUUGGUAGUACUUCAGGAACCAGAUUGAUCAAUUAAGCAAGUAUUCUGCAAUUCACACAAAGUAACUUCCACUCCGAUAGAUACGACCUGCGAUAUUUUGUGUUUAUAAGAUUCUGCUUUGUAUGUUUCUAUCUUAAUCUUUCGAUGAGGCGAAAAUUCAGAAUCAGAAACUUAAA
Messenger RNA from Ananas comosus (pineapple), 2297 nucleotides. Its product is annotated as pentatricopeptide repeat-containing protein At4g14050, mitochondrial. The record is from RefSeq and is a predicted model, not a curated record. Lineage: Eukaryota; Viridiplantae; Streptophyta; Magnoliopsida; Poales; Bromeliaceae. The transcript has a single exon. The coding region runs from base 90 to 1922 and encodes 610 amino acids. Gene Ontology annotation, biological process: RNA modification. Gene Ontology annotation, molecular function: zinc ion binding; RNA binding; protein binding.